Messenger RNA from Candidula unifasciata, 234 nucleotides. The record is from the annotation of a GenBank genome assembly. Lineage: Eukaryota; Metazoa; Mollusca; Gastropoda; Stylommatophora; Geomitridae.
GGCAACUGUACGGAGUUUGAGAAAGCUGUGGUCGCCCAAUGCGACGCCCUGAUAGAGGUCAUCAAACAACGAAAGGCCGAGUUGUUAGAGAACGUCGCAGAGGAGAAGGCUAUGAAAGUCAGAACUCUGAAGGAACAGGUAUCAGACUGUACAGCUCUGCUACAACGGACAACAGGACUUCUGCAGUUCUGCAUCGAGGUACUGAAGGAGAGUGAUGCAACAUCUUUUUUACAG